Molecule: messenger RNA, 474 nt
Organism: Knipowitschia caucasica
Lineage: Eukaryota; Metazoa; Chordata; Actinopteri; Gobiiformes; Gobiidae
Source: the annotation of a GenBank genome assembly
AUGAAUGUGUGCGACUGUGUGAAGGAGAGUCUGUGGGAUCCAACCCUUUCUGACUGUGUGGAGGAGAGUCUGUGGGAUCCAACCCUUUCUGACUGUGUGGAGGAGAGUCUGUGGGAUCCAACCCUUUCUGACUGUGUGAAGGAGAGUCUGUGGGAUCCAACCCUUUCUGACUGUGUGGAGGAGAGUCUGUGGGAUCCAACCCUUUCUGACUGUGUGAAGGAGAGUCUGUGGGAUCCAACCCUUUCUGACUGUGUGAAGGAGAGUCUGUGGGAUCCAACCCUUUCUGACUGUGUGGAGGAGAGUCUGUGGGAUCCAACCCUUUCUGACUGUGUGAAGGAGAGUCUGUGGGAUCCAGCCCUUUCUGACUGUGUGAAGGAGAGUCUGUGGGAUCCAACCCUUUCUGACUGUGUGAAGGAGAGUCUGUGGGAUCCAGCCCUUUCUGACUGUGUGAAGGCAGCGUCUGGUGAAUAUUAA